AUGUAUUUUAAACGAUUAUUAAUUUACAGCAUCUUUUUAAUUAUUUAUAUAACAACAGUAGUCUGUUUAAAAAAAGAUGAAUAUUAUUGCGAGAAGUCUUCUCCUUGUGUGUGUAUAAGUAUCCAAGAUAAUAAUAUUGAUUUGACCGGUGUUAGUUUAACUUUAGGCUUAGCAACUAAUGUAUCAUUAAAUUAUCAACCGUGUCCUGUAGAUGGAACUAGUUCUAACGCUGUAAGUAUCAAGUUGUGCAUUAAAUAAAAUUGAAAUUAUUCAAGGACAAAAUGUAUUUUGUUAAAUACUUAUAUGAUUAGAGAACAGAUCUAGUUAUUUGUUCGUACAAAUUUGUCAUUUUUUUUUUUUUGAACAUGUGUAUAUUGCCAGGUUAUGUGUGUAACUCAGGGUUUUUGUAGUUGCUUAAUUUCUAACAAAAAAAACUAAGCAAAUAAUUUUUUAAAUUCAAGAUAUAGGUUUAAUUUUUCAAUUAAAUAAACAUUAAACUAGUUAAUUAUGUAUGCAAAUAUAAAUAAAUACACUGUUUUACAAUAAUUUUAGUACAAAUUUAAUAUCAAUGGUGGAUACAAGUUAUUGAGGGAGGGAAUAAUGAGUUACUAAGGAGAUAUUUAGGAAAUGUUCAGUUUAUCAAUUGUUACAUAAUUUACCUUAUAGAUACUGAAAUGAUAAACUUUGCUAUGGCUUUUGGAUACCUACCUUGAAUAAUCGGAGAAUUUGUAAAGGUUUUAUUCCAGAAUUUUAAUUUCAAACUUCAAUUUUUUUUCCCCAAAUAUUAAAUAUUCAAAAUUAAAAAAAAAAUUUCAUUGAUAUUAUUUUUAUCUUUACAAAAAAAUAAUUUUUUGAUGCUAAUUUAUUAAGUAUUAAGUAUUAUUUGAUAAUUUACAAACAUUUGAAUACAUAUUAUUGUUUUACCUUGGUGAACCAUCCAAGAAAAAACCAUUAGCAAUUUAAAAUUAGAUUUUAUGUCAAUUAUUAUGGAUUUAUACAGUUAAAAUUAUACAUAUUGAAAUUAUGAUUUUUAGAUUCAAAUAGUUAAUGCUACAUCUAAUACCAUAAUACCUCUUGCAUACUAUAAGGAUUCCAAAUUUUUAAUCAAUGAUGCAGUAACGUUGGUGUAUACAAAUGCUACAGAGUAAGUUUAUAAUAUUAUUAUGUUUAAAACUUUUAUGGUACAAACCUUGAAGUUUUUAACCCUAACGUAUUAUAUGCUAGUGUAUUCGAUGUAAUUCUAUCAUGUAACCAGUCAGCAACUAAAGGAAAUGAAUAUCUUACUAAUUUUCAAAAUGAUACUAUUAACCAUUUGGUAAGUAAAAUCAUAUAGACAUUUUAUAUAUUUUUAAUAAAGAUCGGAUUUAAUUGCAUUUAAAGCACACAAAAUUGCAUUUUAAAAUUAUUUAAGUGCAAAAGUUAUGUAAAAAAAAAUUAGGUCAACGUUAAUUUUUUUAAUUAAAAUCGAUAAUUAAAUAUAUUUCUAAAUUAUUUUCAUUAAAAUUAAAUCUUCUAUUACUUAAAAUAUGUUUGUACAAGGAAAAACUAUGUUCUACGUCUACACUAGUUAUUGGUGCAUAGUUAAAACAAUUUAAUAAGGUAGACCGUAUAUCUAAAUUAACAUUUACUUUACCUGAGAUUACUUCAUAGUAAGACUUUAAAAUUGCAUACCCUUCAUUUUUUUCAAUUACAUACAUACAUACAUUUUUCUUUAAUUUUUUCACAUUUGUAUCAGGAAUAUUUGUUAAAAUAUCUUCAAUUUUUCUAAACAUAUCAAUGCUUUUCAGUAGUUCACUAUUAGGUUCUUCCAAAUUUUUAAAUUCAUGGAUAACAUUGAUAAGUGUAAUUUUAUGAAUACUAAACCACAUUUGACUGCAUUAUGUUGUACACGCUGUUUCAGCUUUUCGACACUUCUAGCAUCAUCUGUUAAACUUUCAAUCACGUUUUUAAACUCUUCAAAAUUAUUUGUAUAGAAAAGUGCAGCAUUUAACUAUUUUCCCCAUCUCGUAAUAAUAGGUUCGCGUGGUAAAGGUAUACACGGGGUUUAUUUUGUGCACCAUACAUGUAAUAUGAAUUAAUUUUAGGAAAAAUAUUUUUAAUGGUUUUGUUGCUUUUAUCAUAUAAGUAUCAGCAUCACUAAUAAAAAGUAAUACAUUUUGUUCAAUACCAGGAAAUAUUUUUAACGAGGAAUUAAUAAACUGACAAAUAGUUUCAUAAUUGGUGGAUUCUAGUUCUUUACAUGCAACUAAAUAUGAUUUAUUAGGCAUCCCAUCUAAUUUACCAAUUAAUAAAUUUGCAAAAGCCAGACCUAAACGAAAAUAGUAUAUUUUAUUAUAUGAAAAAUUAAAAAUUAAUUUAUACAAAUCUCUUGGAUUGGUUGUUUCAUCAACAAUUAUGUAAAUGUAAUUAUUUCCAAUAUCACUAAUUAUUUGGUCCAUAAAGCUUUUAUAAAUAUUUGGUAUGUAAUUUUUUUCUAAAGUGCUUUUGUUCAGAAUUGAUUUGCCAGUAUGUUUUUCUAAAAUUGAUGUUAACACAUGAUUGCCCAGCUUAUGUAAAGGAAUAUUUGCAGCAACAAAUGCAUUACAUAAAUCUUCAAAAAAUACAUUUUUACCGUUCAAAUUUUAAGAAGUAAUCAAAAGUUGUUUUUUAUUUAUUCCUUUGUAAUGCAUUUGUGUUUGUGUUCACUGUGCUGUCAUACUGAUCAAAAAAUUAGGUACUAAGGUACCAACAGCCAAACACACAUAAAUCGUUGUACUACUACGUUAAAUUUAAUUACCACCAUAUAUAUAUAGACGCUUAUUGCUUGCUGGGCUCUCCAAGGUGCUAAAAAAUUCCAGAUGAACGUAAACUUCUAUGAUUUAAAAAUCUGGGAAAAUUGCAAAAAUUUUAAAAACGUUAAAAAUUGAAAACAAUUGCAUUAUAAAAUUAAAUAGGCAGAAUAUUUUAGUUUAUUAUCUGCUAUAUAUAAUCAGAUCUUAUUUAUCUUUAUUGCAAAAAAAGUUGCAAUAUCAAUUAGAUCCGGUCUUUAAUUAAUAAACUUGUAUAAGUAUAUUAAAUCACAGUAUUUGAUUUUAUAUGUUAUAGACCAUUACUCUAAAAACUAGUCAAGUAUGUGGAUUGAACCUGAAGGAUGCAAUUGAAAAUAGUAGUUCAGAAUCUUGGACAUUAUUUUUCUCAUUUAUUUUGGUUGUUGGGUUUGUAUAUUUUGUUUGUGGUUCCGUAAUGAAUGCUUGUUUAUUUAAUAAAAUUGGUAUUAAUAUGAUUCCACACCAUGCAUUUUGGACUUCACUUUAUAAUAAUGUAAAGGUAAAUCUUUUACACUUUGAUUAAAUUUCAUAUAUUUAAUAGAAAUUUUAUUUUAAAGAAAAUUAAUUUUUCUAGGAAAAACUAUGCGGUACGUCCAUGAUGGCAUCUGCUUACGAAAGUAUUUAG
Cinara cedri is the source of this 3432-nucleotide messenger RNA. Lineage: Eukaryota; Metazoa; Arthropoda; Insecta; Hemiptera; Aphididae. The record is from the annotation of a GenBank genome assembly.